Molecule: messenger RNA, 273 nt
Organism: Chrysochloris asiatica (Cape golden mole)
Lineage: Eukaryota; Metazoa; Chordata; Mammalia; Afrosoricida; Chrysochloridae
Gene: CCL5
Product: chemokine (C-C motif) ligand 5
Exons: 3
Coding region: 1-273 (90 amino acids)
Biological process (GO): positive regulation of GTPase activity; cellular response to tumor necrosis factor; neutrophil chemotaxis
Cellular component (GO): extracellular region
Molecular function (GO): CCR chemokine receptor binding; chemokine activity
Source: RefSeq, a predicted model, not a curated record
AUGAAGAUCUCCGCAGCUGCCCUCACUGUCCUUGCCGCCGUUACCCUCUGCAUCCCUGCAACUGCCUCUCCAUAUGCCUCAGACACCACACCCUGCUGCUUUGCCUACAUCGCCCGAGCACUGCCCCGUGCCCACAUCCAGGAGUAUUUCUACACCAGCGGCAAAUGCACCAACCCAGCAGUUGUCUUUGUCACCCGAAAGCACCGCCAGGUGUGUGCCAACCCAGAGAAGAAAUGGGUGAAAGAGUACAUCAACUCUUUGGAGAUGAGCUAG